Messenger RNA from Coccidioides immitis RS, 1893 nucleotides. Its product is annotated as flavin-containing monooxygenase. The transcript has 9 exons. Gene Ontology annotation, molecular function: monooxygenase activity; flavin adenine dinucleotide binding. The record is from RefSeq and is a predicted model, not a curated record. The coding region runs from base 1 to 1893 and encodes 630 amino acids. Lineage: Eukaryota; Fungi; Ascomycota; Eurotiomycetes; Onygenales; Onygenaceae.
AUGAGCACGUCAGCCAGGGUCGUGAACAACCUGCCUGGAGGUCUUCCAAUUGCACAGGUACCGUUACAUACCAAUCCGGAAACGGUAGCAUUGGAAUAUGUCCAACGCCUGCAAUCUCUCAAGGCGUCGGAUUUUACUGAAGAUGCACUUUGGAGAGAUACCUUUGCAUUCACGGGAACUGUAAGGACGUUCCAUACUCCAGCCGAUAUUGAAACCUCCUGGAACGACGUUACCGAAACCCAUAAGCCCAGCGAUUUUGCAUUAAUACCUGAAUCAGCCCGUGUUGUGCAAAUUGGCGUUCGGUCAUCUUGGGUUGAAGCGAGGUUCGUCUUCAAGACAAACGGCAUACCUCGACAGAACGGCUCUGGAUUCGUGUCCUUAAUACCAGCCGAUGGCGAAUGGAAGAUUUGGCUCCUAAGAACUAUUCUAGAAGGAAUCGAUGGUCUUCCUGAUGUCGACGUUUUGAAUCCGACAGCUCAUCCAGUGCCCAAUGGACACCAGAAUGGCAUCGUGGAGCCAACAAACUACGACUGCGUGGUGGUUGGGGCCGGGCAGGCAGGUCUCGCAGCUGCAGGUCGUCUGAAGGCGCUAGGCGUGCAAUAUCUUCUCAUUGACAAGAAUGCUGCUAUUGGUGAUAAUUGGCUGUUGAGAUAUGAGUCUGCAAAAUUACAUACCGUUAGAAACUAUGCUCAUCUACCAUUUGAGCGCACAUUCACUCCGGAUUGGAAAGAAUUUCUGCCCAAACGAGAUGUCGCCAAAGGCUUUGAAAUUUGGUUUAAUAGAUAUGGAAUCAAUGCUUGGUUCUCUACCAAUCUUGAAUCCGGAAAAUGGGACGAGGACAAGAAGGAGUGGGCUAUCCGUGUUAUCCGGGAAGGCAAAGAAGUUAUUCUCACCACUAAACACCUUGUUCUUGCCGUUGGCGGAGGUGGUCAGAUUCCACGAAUGCCCACGUUCCCUGAUCGAGAGAAAUUCAAAGGUGUCGUUCUCCAUUCAGUUGAUUAUACGGACGCGAAAGAAUGGAGAGGAAAGAAAGGUGUCGUCGUCGGUGCGGCAAAUACAGCACACGAUGUUGCGGAGGACAUGCAAGCUGCAGGCAUGGAUACUACAAUGGUUCAACGUCAAGCAACAUGUCUGAUAUCAUCUCCAGCCCUUUCUUCUACUUGUCUCGUGCAUUCUGACCCAUUGGUUAGAUGUUGUCCCCACCGACUACUAUUUGAAGCCGUCUUCAAUGACCAAAUUCCAAUAGAAAUAGCCGAUAGAAUACAGUUCAGCAACCCCAUCGCUAUCGGACGACAAAUAGUGGCAUACCAUUUGCAUAAAAUGAUUCGUGCAGACCCAGAACGUUUUGAUUCUCUCGAGCGGGCAGGUUUCCUGCUAGAUAGAUUUGGUGACAUUACAUACCAUGUCAGCGAGCGUGGUGGUGGUCACUAUAUGGAUGUUGGUGGAUCAGGAAAAAUCUCCAAGGGGCUGAUUAAAAUGAAGUCGGAUGCCCUUAUCACCGCUUACACCGAAAAUGGGCUUCUUUUUUCGGAUGGCUCCGAGCUCAAGGCCGAUGUGAUUGUGUUCACAACCGGAUUCGUUGGAACGCUUCGUGAUGAGAUUGCAAAAUAUCUAGGUCAGCAAAUAGCGGACCAGGUGGACGAAUACUGGGGCUUGGACACGGAAGGAGAGAUUCGUGGAGCUUAUAAACCUAUUGGCCAUCCUGGAUUGUGGUACACUGGUGGCACACUCGGUCAUUCUAGGUUCUUCUCUCGUUUCUUGGGUUUACAAAUUAGGGCUGCGCUUGAUGGCACUCCCUUGCCAGUCUAUGAAAAGCUUCCGGGAAGACCAAACAUGAAGGCACGCCCACUGGGCGAAAUAACUGAAUUUUUGGCGGGUGCUGAAGCUAAUUAG